ACUAAGUAUAAAUGAAAUCAUAAAGGAAUGUUAACUAAGUUUCAUCAGUUAAGUUAGAGUUGAAAAAAUUGGAUAAGUAGUUAUGGGUGUGUUUGGAGCUGUUUUAAUCAUCCUCUUAAGCUGUCUUUGUGUUUAUCUCCUGUGGACUCUCAUUAGGUUUGUUCACAAGGUAUGGUGGACUCCGAUGCGAAUACAAAGCAUAAUGAGGUCACAGGGAAUCAGAGGUCCACCGUAUAGAUUCCCCCAUGGCAGCACCAAAGAGAUCACCAGCAUGAGAAGUCAAUCCAUGGGCAAACAUAUGGAAAUAUCACAUGACAUAUUCCCAAGAAUUCAACCUCAUGUUUACUCAUGGACCAAGAUUUAUGGAACAAAUUUUCUCAAUUGGCAUGGUCCACAAGCCCAAUUGUUUGUUACAGAACCUGAGCUUAUCAAAGAAAUAUUGAACAACAAAGAAGGUGCGUAUCCAAAAAUGGACAUGGAAGGCUACGCAAAGAAGCUCUUAGGGGAAGCACUUAUAACAAAUGAAGGUGAAAAAUGGGCAAAGAUACGAAAACUGGCCAAUUACACUUUCCAUGCCGAGAGCUUGAAAGGUAUGAUUCCAGAAAUGAGUGCAAGUGUUGAGACAAUGCUAACUAGGUGGAACGGGUUUGAAGGAAAAGAGAUCGAUGUUUUUAAAGAAUUUGGACUAUUAACAACAGAAGUAAUUUCGAGAACAGCUUUUGGGAGUAGCUACGGGGAAGGGAAGCACAUAUUUGAGAUGGUGGCAAAACUGACUUCAAUUACUGUUAAAAAUAUUUAUAAUAUAAGGUUUCCAGGCAUCAGGUGGCUACUAAAAACCAGUGAUGAGGUUGAAGCAGAGAAUCUUGAACGAAGCAUCAAAAACUCCAUUUUAGAGCUUGUAAAGAAAAGAGAGAGUAAGAAAAAUGAUAAAGUUGGUAAUCACUUUGGGAAUGAUUAUCUUGGACAACUUGUGAAGAUUGUUCAUGAAUAUGAUGACAGCAAGAGGAUUACAAUAGAACAAAUGAUCGAUGAGAUCAAGACAGUGUAUGGUGCUGGACAUUUAACCACUACAAACUUGCUUUCUUGGACCAUUUUUCUUCUAUCAAUCUGUACAGAUUGGCAAGAGAAAGCAAGGAAGGAAAUCCUCGAGUUAUUCGGCCUAAAAACUCCAACUUCGGAUGGCAUUGCAAGACUAAAAACUAUGAACAUGAUCAUUAACGAGUCUCUAAGACUAUAUCCUCCGGUGAUUACCAUGACAAGGAAAGUUCAAAGAGAAGUUAAACUGGGGGAACUAAUUCUUCCUGCUAAUAUAAACAUUUUUUUCUCAGUUCUAUCACUUCAUCAUAACCCCCAAAUAUGGGGAAAGGAUGUUCAUAUGUUCAAACCAGACAGAUUUGCAGAAGGCGUGGCUAAAGCUACCAACAACAACCCAGCAGCAUUUUACCCAUUCGGUAUGGGACCUCGGACUUGUGUGGGUUUGAACUUCACCACCAACGAGGCAAAAGUUGCGCUCUCAAUGAUUCUGCAGCGCUACAAGUUCACUCUUUCACCAAAUUAUGUCCACUAUCCAGAUGAUAUUUUCAUUCUCACCCCAAAAAAUGGAGUUCAAGUCAUCCUCCAAGAAAUUUGAGUGCAACAUGUGUUUGUACUAAGUAGUAUAUGUAUAUAUUGGUGAAGUGGUGAACGUUGCUUGUUAUGGUUAAAUUAUGUAAAGAUGUGAUAUCAGACAACAAAACUGAUGAAGAGCACUGAUGAUUGAGAUAUAAUAAAUGUAAGCUUAAUGUAAAUCUUAUCUUAUCUUC
This is a messenger RNA of Camellia sinensis, 1802 nucleotides long. Its product is annotated as cytochrome P450 CYP749A22. The record is from RefSeq and is a predicted model, not a curated record. NCBI's taxonomy places the organism in Eukaryota, Viridiplantae, Streptophyta, Magnoliopsida, Ericales, Theaceae. Gene Ontology annotation, molecular function: heme binding; oxidoreductase activity, acting on paired donors, with incorporation or reduction of molecular oxygen; monooxygenase activity.